AAAAUUAGAGAAGGCACGAAAUGUCACUGCCAUCUCUGUUUUUGCGUUAUAUUUGGUCGUCACUUUGUCUGUUUACUGUUAUUUUGGAAUUUUAAACCUUAUGUGAACUUAAAAAUUUAAAUGCAACUCUUCUAUGUAGUAAGCGUGAAUGUACUACUCAAGGUGGACAUACAUACAUGUGUAUCAUCUUUCUAAUGGUUACGGGAAUGAAAGAAGCAGCUUAAGAAGAUAUUGCCCACUCACUUUAAGUUUACGGUUUCCGGUGAUCAAUUGCAGCUUGUUCUGCUCAAUUUUUGUGAUUAGGAAAAUUUCCCUAGAAGUUCCUAAAAUACUAACAAGCCAGUGUUGCAUAACAUUUGACUUUUCAGUGACAUGGGAAUUUUCAUGAAAACUUGAAUUUAUGCGCCUAAAGUUGUUUUCUUAAUUUAAAGGUCUGAAAUUGUCGUGCUGCAACUUUGGAUUUAGGUAGCAAAGGUUUAGAUGUCAACGCACGUGGUGUGGAUAACUUAGAUUCCAAAAGUUACUACCUGAGUCCUUAAAUAACUUUGGUCGAAAAUAGGCUACUUGGGAAUAAGAAAUCGCGUUACCUAAUCCAUCGCAGGUGUUAAUCAUAAAACAUGCGCCAUCGAAUACAGGUACGCCCUCGUCAGCUGUCAGAGACAAUUGAACCACAAUCGAAACGUCAUCACGAGCAGCAAGCAAUGGGCAACGUAAUGGAUCGCAAUGUGUCAUUCGAUGACUCUAGAAGCGUAGCCACACUGGAACCUCAUAUGGACGAACUGGAGGAUGAGGAGAAAGAAAAUCAAGAGCCCCAGGAGCAGGCGGAACCAAAUCAGGCACCCAAUUUAAUGUUCCAUGUGUAUAGCUAUCGUCAGCAACUCAGUUGCAAGAAACAUCAUGUUAUGAAAAUGGCCACAUCAAAAUUGAUGCUAACCGAGGAGUUGCUCAAGUUGCAACCGAUUAAGCAUAAAAUCAGUUCCCACUCAACAACAUCCUUGGAGGAUUAUUACGAAAUACCUUUGCUAAGCGAUGAUGAUAUGGACGACAACGAUGAUGAGAAGCAAGAGAAUGGCAAUCCCUUAGUCACUGAAUUGACAAACCUUAAGAACUAUCGCAAGGAAUUACGUAGCAUCAUACUAGACGUGGCCACGGAGAAAUUCAAGAAGAGCAGUAGUAGUAAGAAGAAACUUAAAAGAUUAAAACGGCGCACUCUAAUCUCAUCGAAAAAGCCUAGCAAGAAGAAUAAAAAUAAAUCAUAUUAUGGCGACUGGAAUCAGCAACUCGAGGAGCCGCAGUACGAACAGGAUAAAGAGGAAUCAGCAGAAGUGAUAACCAUUGACUAGGGGUCAGGUAGAGAAGCGGCCCAAAAGGAAAUUAACUGAUAUUUGAUAAAUAAUUACUCAUUAAGUUAAAUGUAACCGUUGAACAAUAUUCAUAUAACAUUAUUUAAUUUAUUUUAUCUGACAUUAACCAUUAAAAAUAACCAUUAAAGCGAACAAUUGUCCUUCAUUUAAAUAUGGUUUAUAUGCCUAGGGACUUGCUUAAUCCAAAUCAAAGUUCAAUGCUCGAGUCUGGCCA
This is a messenger RNA of Drosophila willistoni, 1578 nucleotides long. RefSeq lists its product as uncharacterized. Lineage: Eukaryota; Metazoa; Arthropoda; Insecta; Diptera; Drosophilidae. Bases 618 to 1343 code for a protein of 241 amino acids. The record is from RefSeq and is a predicted model, not a curated record. The transcript has 2 exons.